AUGUAUACAAUUUUAAAGAAGAAGUGGGGUUCGUAUCGAGCGCAUACAUAUUUUGGACUGCGUACAAAGGAUCCACGUUCUCCACUCUUUGGAAUCAUGUGGUACAAGCAACCGGCAGUUUUACAAAGACCACAUAUGAGACAUUGGUGUGAUCAGGGAGAUGAUUUGAAGAGCUAUGGAUGGUACGCGGCCGACGGCCGUACCUUCGGGCGUGAAAAUGUGACUGACCGGUCUUGUAAGCUAAGUUUCGACUGGAUAAGUAAUAGAGAAACAUGGACAGCUGGUGUGCGCAUUUACCCGAAAACUAGAUACACAGUCAUAGUAUACAUGGUGGCACAGGAUUCACGAACGAAGUUCCGACCAGGAAACCACUUAAGAGAUCCUAUAAAGGGACGAACGGAACUGUUUGGCGAUAUUGAAUUGAUGGUAAAUGUGAAGAAUGAAAGCGAGAUUCUCCAUUCGACAUUGGUUUGGGAUGACGACGUACAUCUAGACCAUCUGAACGAGCUCAUACUCAUGAACACGCUCGCUCUCAAAUCCGAUUCCGGACUCGUGUACCAGUUAGGACAACAAAAACCAUUCCAUGAAGGCCGCUUUGUAGCGAUUCAGUUCAAUAUUCAAACAGAGACGAAUAUGGAAAUAACUUUCAGAGGUAAGCCGUGGUCCUGUAUGCCUCUUAUGCGCGUCAAAGUUGCGUCUUCCCCGUCCCACUCAAUUCAUACCCGUGCGCAAUUUGCUGACAUUGAGGUACCCUAA
Haemonchus placei is the source of this 756-nucleotide messenger RNA. The record is from the annotation of a GenBank genome assembly. Lineage: Eukaryota; Metazoa; Nematoda; Chromadorea; Rhabditida; Trichostrongylidae.